Molecule: messenger RNA, 537 nt
Organism: Ruditapes philippinarum (Manila clam)
Lineage: Eukaryota; Metazoa; Mollusca; Bivalvia; Venerida; Veneridae
Product: methionine--tRNA ligase, mitochondrial-like
Exons: 2
Coding region: 1-537 (178 amino acids)
Biological process (GO): methionyl-tRNA aminoacylation
Molecular function (GO): ATP binding; methionine-tRNA ligase activity
Source: RefSeq, a predicted model, not a curated record
AUGGAAUAUGUUAAUUCGGAUGUUGUGAACACGUUUGGUAAUCUUCUAAGUAGAUGUACAGCAUCGGCUAUAAAUCGUGAUCAGAUUUACCCCAGAAAAGACCAGGAUACCUACAUCAGUUCAAUAACUGCGGCAGAUAGAGAAACUUUUGAGAACAUCGAAAUACUUAUUGACACAGUGGAGGGAUAUUAUCAGGAUAUGAUGAUGUACAAGGCUAUAGAGAGCAUCAUGUCGUAUCUAAGAUGGGCGAACGGUCUAGUUGAGAACCACAAGAUUUGGGAUCUUGCCAAAUCGGACCAAGAAGCAGACGUUCUUCACCUCAAAUGUGUCCUUCACCUUGCAUUAGACACUUUGAGAGUGAGUGGAAUCUUGCUACAGCCUGUGAUACCAAACAUAUCUGAACGCUUGCUGAAUAGGCUCGGAAUUCCUAAGGAUAGGCGAACAUUUGAAUGUGCAAGGAAACCAUAUUUGAACUCUCCAGAGCUACCUUUAGGACCAAAUGAAGGUGUUCUGUUAAAAAGAUUGAAAAUAAAUUAG